AUGGCCCCAGGCAUGAAGGCGCAGUACGGGGGAUCCAACUUUUUUUGGUGUUUCGAUAUUCAGUUACCAAAUGGGACGUAUACCAGCCCUAGCUGCUGUAUAUCGUACUAUGAGUCUUCUGGCGGUUAUUACACGGGCGUGGAUUGCGUUGGUGCUUACGUCUCGGAAGACUCGAGCAUCUACUACUGCAGGAAUGGAAACCCGGACGUGCCGGAGAUCCCAGGCGCUGUCAACCCGGGCUGCUGUGGUUCUAAGAAACAAUACCUCGAGGCGUUGUCGAAAGAUUUUAUCGUCAACUCCGCUAUGUUAUGGUUGCUGGGCUGUGUUGCAGCACUCAUAAACAGCACUAAGCAGCGCCAAUUCUUCCAGGACUUUUCGAUCCGGCCAAGGGACGAUUUCUCACCUCCAAUGUGA
Messenger RNA from Truncatella angustata, 414 nucleotides. RefSeq lists its product as uncharacterized. The record is from RefSeq and is a predicted model, not a curated record. NCBI's taxonomy places the organism in Eukaryota, Fungi, Ascomycota, Sordariomycetes, Amphisphaeriales, Sporocadaceae. The transcript has 2 exons. The coding region runs from base 1 to 414 and encodes 137 amino acids.